This is a messenger RNA of Mauremys mutica (yellowpond turtle), 2686 nucleotides long. Its product is annotated as solute carrier family 2, facilitated glucose transporter member 11-like. The record is from RefSeq and is a predicted model, not a curated record. NCBI's taxonomy places the organism in Eukaryota, Metazoa, Chordata, Testudines, Geoemydidae. Gene Ontology annotation, cellular component: membrane. Gene Ontology annotation, molecular function: hexose transmembrane transporter activity. Gene Ontology annotation, biological process: monosaccharide transmembrane transport. The transcript is spliced from 12 exons. The coding region runs from base 57 to 1556 and encodes 499 amino acids.
CACCCAUCUGACGGGGACUUGCCAGUGAUUACAAACUGCCGAGCUUUCAAUAGGAAAUGACCAGCUACCUGUCAGACCUGAUUCAGUAUCGGAGGCUAUUUCAAAUGAUGCUUGUGCUGGGAAUUGGUGGAACCCUUUUACCAGGUUUUCAUAUUUCUGUGAUCAACUACCCUUCCAUGCACAUUAAGAGGUUUAUCAACAAAACCUGGCUGGAGCGAUAUGGCUCUCCCCUCCAUCAGGAGACCAUCACAUUGCUGUGGUCCCUCAUUGUGUCUAUCUACUUUGUAGGGGGACUACUGGGGUGUCUGUGUAGUGGAUACCUGUUUGUGAAACAUGGAAAAAAGAAAUGUCUGUUGUGCAACAAUAUGCUCAUAAUGGUAGCAGCCUUGCACAUGGGCUUCAGUAAGACCGCCAAGUCUUUUGAGAUGAUUCUGAUUGGCCGCUUCCUCUAUGGCAUCAGUGCAGGUGUAUGUUCGAAUGCACAUAGUCAGUACCUAGGAGAAAUUUCACCAAAGAAGCUGCGUGGAUUUGCAAACACCAGUGCUGUUGUGUUUUUGACACUAGGAAAAGUUUUAGGACAAAUUAUGGGAUUAAGAGAGUUUUUAGGAACUGAAUCCUUGUGGCCUUUGCUGUUGGCUGUAUGUGGAAUUGCAGCAUUUGUCCAGCUGGUCUCUUUGCCAUUCUUCCCUGAGUCCCCGCCCUACCUUUUGAUACAAAAGGAAGACUCCGAAGGUUGUUUGAAAGCCAUGAAGCAGCUCUGGGGUGAAGGGGAUCAUCAAGCAGAGUUUGAUGAUAUGAUGAAGGAGAAGGCAGCAAUGAAAAGCGUCAAAACCAUGAGUGUCCUGGAAGUGAUGAAAGAACCAGCCUUGCGUUGGCAGUUGUGUAUAAUGAAUCUCCUUAUGAUGAGUAUACAGCUUUGUGGCUUGCAUGCAAUCUACUUUUAUACCUUUGAAGUGUUCCGCACAGCCAGGUUGGAGGAAGACCUUAUUCCAUAUAUAGCAUUAGGAAUUGGGAUCUGUGAAUUCUUCUCAAACAUCCUGUGUAGCUCCAUCAUUGACCGGUUUGGCAGGCGGAUGCUGUUAUGGGGAGGUUAUGGGUUGAUGGCAGGGAUACUGGCAAUCCUAGUAACAGUUCUCUCACUGCAGAAUCAGUUCUCCUGGAUGGCCUACUGCAGUGUUGUUCUCAUAUUCUUGUUCGUUAUCACCUAUGGAAUUGGACCAUCUGGGGCAGUCAUUUCUGUCAUGAUGGAAAUCUUCAACCAAUCAGCCCGAUCAUCUGCCUUUGUGAUUGCUGGGACCACUGGCUGGAUGAGCUUCAUUGUAAUUGGGAUGAUAUUCCCCUUCAUUGUGGAGGCCCUCGGUCCCUUCUGCUUCCUCAUCUUUAUGGGCAUUCUUGUCAUCUCAGGGAUUUUUUUCUACCUGUUCCUUCCAGAGACAAAGGGGAAGUCAAUCAUGGAAAUCAAAGAGGAGUUCAGUACAAUACAUUUUCGGAAGAAACUUCUACCGACUGCGGAGAAGAAUUCCCCUCUGGAACACACCUUCUGCACCAAGUUCUGACUGGCCUGCAGAGUCAGAUUUCAUUGACACAAUGCACUGUCAAGAUCAAAUUGGAAGCUGAAGCUAAAAUAGACUCUUUUUUAAUAAAAUCUUAUUUGAAAAAUAAUUCACAUCUAUCUUACCUCUUAUUCCUAGCAGUCCCAUUUUAUAUUUGGGCCUUUGUUUUUCAUGCUCACAGCAGUAUCUUCACCCAUGGUGCUCUUCUCCUAAUACAACUCUGUAUCAGGAGGGUUUUAGUAAUUAACAGAGACACUUCCCAGAACUGCACUCAGGAAUAACUAAACUUGUCAGUUUUAUUGGCAGUCCCCUUCCACUGCAACCAUUGCAAAGAAAUGGGAUUUAAAAGUAUGUGUGUUAAUUUGUCAAAUGAAUCUCUAUAUAGUUAAGAGGGAGAGGACAAACCAUGAAAACAUCUCUUCAAACAAGCUUCUGAUCAUCUGUUUACAAUACACAGCACUGUAAAUAGCCUAACUACUGUUUUUCCUGUCUAAAAGGAACUGCAACCAAUGAAAGACAGCCAGGACAAAAAUUAAGUACAAUUGUAUAAAAAAACCUCAAUCUUGUUGGGUCAAGAUGAAAAGAACAUCAUAGGACUGAGAAAGUCUUGGCCUACAUCACAGAGGUUUAACAGCUCAGGAUGAGAAGCAGGGCUUGGGAUAUGGUAGAACAUUUUAACUGCAUACUGAAAAAAUCAAUUAGACAGAUGUUGGUUUAGGACAAAUGGUUCCUUACAAAGGCACAUCUGCAGCAUACAGCUCUCCUGUAAUACCCAGGUACACACAAGUAAGUGGGUGCAAAACUCAAUUGCCAAUAUAUUUAUUGUUUUCCUGCCGCAUCUACCUUCUAAUAGGAUGACUGUAGUUUAUGUUUCCAUAUUUUGCUACAAGUUAUAAAUGGCAUGUCACACAUCCAUAUAGCAAAGUGCACAAUCACAUCAGGAAAAAUAUAAACAGAAAAUCUAAUUCCUAUCCUAUCACAAAAGAGGUCUAGACCUCCACAACUUGGCUCAACUUGCAAUACUAGCUUUUUUUGGUGACAUAACUGCACGCAAAGACUAAACAAUGUAAAACUUUAGAGCCUAUAAGUCCACUCAGUCCUACUUCUCAUUCAGCCAAUCACUAAGACGAACA